AUGGGGAAAACUAAGAAAAAAAAUGAGAAGAAGGCGGACAAGUUGACAGUUGAUACCCCUGAGGAUUCCAGCUCGAAGAUCUCAUCUGUAUCUGUUACCCCAACUGAAGAACUUCCUACAUUCCUUGAACUUGUUUCUGAAGACAUAACUGCAAAGACAGAGGAGUCUCCAACCAAUGUUCCUACCAUUGUCCCUUCUCCAGAGCUGUAUGAGAAACCUGCUCUAACUCAGAUUAUCAUAGAAAAAUAUGAAGGAGAGUUGGUGCAUGGGCUGUAUGAAGGAGAAGGAGUUGCUUAUUACAAAGAUGGAAAUGUUUACAGAGGCACAUUUUCUGAGGGGCUCAUGCACGGCAAAGGAACAUAUACAUGGGCAGACGGAGUAACAUAUGAGGGUCAGUUUUCUAUGAACUUCCUAAUAGGACAUGGCAUAUACAAGUGGCCUAAUGGCAGCCAUUAUGAAGGACAGGUGUACAACGGCAUCAGACAUGGGGUCGGGAUUUACAUAUCUAGUCACCAGGAGAUUUCAUAUGUGGGUGAAUGGUACGAGGGCAAACGCCACGGCAAGGGUUUGAUGUAUUAUGAUUCAGAGGAAACAUCAUGGUAUGAAGGGGAAUGGAUUCACAAUGACAAGGAGGGCUGGGGAGUACAGCAUUUUAAGUCAGGAAAUAUCUAUGAAGGCCAGUGGAAGAAUAACAAGUUUCAUGGACUGGGGAAGAUGAGUUGGAUAAACUCCAAUGAAGAAUACAUGGGCCAGUGGGAGAAUGGCAUACAGAAUGGUCAUGGGACCCACACUUGGUUCUUAAAGAGAGUGCCUGGGUCACAGUACUCCUUGAGAAAUGAAUAUGCCGGGAGUUUUGUCAAUGGGCAGCGUCAUGGACCUGGCCAGUAUCUGUAUGCCAAUGGCGCACUGUAUAAUGGGGAAUGGAAACACAACAAAAAGCAUGGAAUGGGCAAGUUUGUUUUUAAGAAUGGGAGGAUCUAUGUUGGUGAUUUUACAAAUGAUCAAAUAUCCGAAUAUCCAAAUUUCAAGUAUGAUAGAGUGAACACCCCUGAUCUAAGUGGAAUUCGUACCCAGAGUACUUUGAACACCUCCCCAACUAACACAGGGAUACCAAGUUUAGCAGGGUCCUACAUGGAACUUGAUAUAACAUCAUUAUUGAAUACAUUUCCAGAGAAUCAGCGAUCAGAGGAGUUGAAGCAGGUAGAAUAUGGUAUCCUUCGGAACCUUACGAUGCUGAAGAAGACAUACAAGUUUUACAGCAGUCUGGGGAAUGAGAAAUGCUUUGAUAAUGCUUUCCUAAUGACCAAACUACAAUUUUGGAGGUUUUUAAAAGACUGCAAGUUCCACCAUUACAACCUUACACUUUCUGUAAUGGAUCGCAUACUCUAUGCAGAAAACGGUGAUCCGGAAGAGGUGCACUCGCCCUAUGCUACAAUACUGCUCCGUACAUUCCUGACCAAUAUUGUAUGUCUGGCCUAUCACAUCACUCAUGAAGAGAAUCCAGAGAAAAGGUUUUCCCUUGUGGACUGCUUUUCCAAAAUGAUGGAACAAAAUAUGUCCCCUAACUCAUGUAAUGUGAAAGGGUUUAUAUUCCGUGAAGCCCAGAAGACUGAGUAUGCAAUGUCUUACAUUGACAAGUGUUGGGACAUCUACAAAAGUUGCUGCCAGAGAAAUAAAUCCCCACCUUACGAACCGACUAUGACCAUGAGGCAUUUCAUCUGGAUGAUGAAUGACCUAAAGAUCAUUAACAAAGAUCUUACUGUUACAAAGAUUGUGGAAAUCUUAGCUGAGGACGACCCCCGUGUGCACGAUGGUGAUGAAAUGAAUCUAGAGCUAGAGCUUACAUUCCUGGAAUUCUUUGAAGCGCUGUUUGGCUGUGCUGUCACCUACAUCACAGAUGAGCUAUUGAGUCCGUCACUCAGUGAACUAUCUCAAGGAGAAGAAAGUCAGAUAUCUGUUACAGAUGAGAUCCCAGGAGAUAUAACAGAUCAGAUACUAGAUCAUUUUUACCAAAACUAUCUUACAUUCCUGGAAUUCUUUGAAGCGCUGUUUGGCUGUGCUGUCACCUACAUCACAGAUGAGCUAUUGAGUCCGUCACUCAGUGAACUAUCUCAAGGAGAAGAAAGUCAGAUAUCUGUUACAGAUGAGAUCCCAGGAGAUAUAACAGAUCAGAUACUAGAUCAUCCACAGCUGAAUAAGACUGAUUUCAAGAUGCUAGAGCAGGAUCUGAUCAGUGCCUUGAAACCAACUGAAAAACUUAGCCCACCUCCUCCUUUCCAGUCCAAAAAAAAACUGCAGAAGAAAGUUGUAACAGAUAAGUGGUUCCAUCAGAUCAACAUAUUUUUCCUGAAAGUAUUCUUCCCGGCCUAUGAACAUGUAGAACAACUGAAGGCUGAGAUUCCAAAAAACAAAAGGAGACAAGCAGAACAGGCACGACUGCAGCAGAUCAGAGAAGAAGAAGAAGCAAGGCUUAAAGCACUGAAGGCAGAAGAGGAAGCCAAGAAGCUUGAGCAGAUGGAGCUAGAAAGAGCUAGUGCUUUAAUGGAAGAUAUGCAGGUAUCCAAAGACCAGACAGAUGACAGCAAAAGUGGGCAAGACACUUCCACACCUAAAGAUGAGCCUUCCGUCCCUCCAUCUACAGCAAGCACAAAAAAGACUGCAGGCAAAAAGAAGAAAAAAUAA
Molecule: messenger RNA, 2682 nt
Organism: Nanorana parkeri
Lineage: Eukaryota; Metazoa; Chordata; Amphibia; Anura; Dicroglossidae
Product: radial spoke head 10 homolog B2-like
Exons: 19
Coding region: 1-2682 (893 amino acids)
Source: RefSeq, a predicted model, not a curated record